AUAUAUAUUUUGUAAUAGAAUUGCUUGGGGGCACUAGAUGGAACUUACAUUAGAGUGCGUGUACCUGCAAUUGACAAGCCAAGAUACCGUACAAGAAAGGGUGAAGUUGCUACAAAUGUGUUAGCUGCUUGUUCUCGUGAUAUGCAGUUCAUAUUUGUCUUACCGGGUUGGGAGGGAUCGGCAUCGGACUCUAGAGUUCUUCACGAUGCAGUGACUAGGCCGAAUGGAUUAAGAGUUCCCACUGGUUAUUAUUACCUUGUAGAUGGGGGUUACACAAAUGGUGAAGGAUUUCUUGCACCAUAUAGAGGAACAAGGUAUCAUUUAUCAGAAUGGGAUGAAAGAAAUAUGCCUAGGGAUCAUGUGGAAUAUUUUAACAUGAAGCAUUCGAAGGCAAGAAAUGUCAUAGAACGGUGUUUUGGAAUGCUAAAAGGAAGGUGGGGAAUACUAAGGAGUCCAUCAUUUUAUCCAAUAAAGACACAAUGCCGCAUAAUUACGGUUUGUUGUCUUUUACAUAAUUUUAUUAGGAGAGAAAUGUCCAUUGAUCCGAUGGAGUAUGCAGUAUGUGAAUUAGAUGCUCAAAAUGGGGAAGAAGUUGAUGUAGUUGGCACGGUUGAAGCGUCUAAUCAAUGGACUACUUGGAGGAAUGAAUUAGCUUCACAAAUGCAUAAUGAAUGGACGGGAAGAAGGGUUGUAAGGGCUGCCGGAGAUACAGGGGUUUCAGGUGCUGCUGCAAGGGCUGCAAGGGAUGCAAGAGCUGCAAGGGAUGCAAGGGAUGCAAGGGAUGCAAGAGCUUCAAGAGAAUAAAUCAUUGACGGAAUGCUUUAAAUACAUCUAAUAAGUACUAAGGAUCAUUAUUUAUAUAGUUUUUGAUUUGUUGUGAACACUAAUGCAUUUUAAUUCUUAGGAGUGUUUUUCUACUAAGUACUAAGGAUCAAUUCCAGUUGCUUCAACCAUCUGUUGAGUGUUUUUCUACUUGAGAAUAAACAUGGGUUUGUUUAUUGAGUUUCUUUUGUAAAUCUACUCUCGUGAUAUGUAGCUUGGUGAUGUUAUUGUUAUCUUCUGUAAAGAGAGAAACAAUCUGCGUGUUCAAUUGUUUGGGAAUCUACUAUGCUGCAUAAUGGGGAGUGAUUGCAUUUCUAUAUUGUGGAUUGUUCGAAUGGAUGCAGUGCAACCACUCUUUUUGCACUUUCUCCUUUUUGCUGUCUCCUUCUUUUCCCUCUUUUCCGUUUUACUUCCCUCUUUUUCCUCUUUUGUUUUUCUCCUUUCUCCUUUUUGCUGUCUCCUUCUUUUCCCUCUUUUCCGUUUUGCUUCCCUCUUUUUCCUCUUUUGCUUUUCUCCUUUCUCCUUUUGCUGUCUCCCUUUUACCUUUUGUUGUCUUCCUUUUCCCUUUCCUCUAUAUGUUUUUUCUACGCAUAUUAAUUGCUUUACAAUAACAGAUGCUACUGUGAAAACUUGCUCCAAAAAACUUCUUCUGGUUGUUUUCAUUGAUUUUGGAUGUUACUGUGAAAUCUUAGAUAUGGAUCGAAGGCAAAUUAUGUUGCUCUUAUUGGUGGAGCAAGACGGGGAGCCUAGAGACAAUGUGUGCUUGUACUAUGCUUUACAAUAAUAGAUGCUACUCUAAGCUUUGAGUCUAUAUGCGUAUGAGUGUAUUAUUUGAGUCUAUAUGCGUAUGAGAUAUAGCUUUUCUGUAGAAAAUGGAAAGUGGUGAUGAAAAUACAGAGCAAGGGAAGUCAAGACGUGUAUGGACCAGCUUUGAAGAAGAGUCUUUGUUGAAUGUUCUUGACGGAAUUAUUGCUGGAGGACAACGCUGCGACACUGGUAGUUUCAAAUCUGGUACUUUAAUCAAAAUAGAGAAUGCUUUAAAUCUUUUAUGUCCCAAUUCCAAUCUGAAGGCAAGUCCACAUAUUGAGUCAAAGUUGAAGAAACUUAAGAAAGAUUAUAGCAUAAUCUAUGACAUGAUGAACAAGAGUGGAUUUGCAUGGAAUGAUAUCAAAAAGUGCAUUGAAGUUGAUAGUAAUGAAGUAUGGGAAACGUAUUUGCAGCACAACAAAAAGGCAAAGGGAUGGAGAAACAAGAAGUAUCCAUUAUUUGAUAGACUAGCUACCAUCUUUGGGAGUGACCGUGCUACUGGAAAUGGGGCUGAGGUCCCUGCUGAUAUGAUGGAGGAGCAGAGCAACAAUGAAGAUGAUAUAGGCAUUGGGAAUGACACAAGCCCCAUGUCAAUGAGGCAAGAUAGCACUGGACAAUCUCAGGUCAGUCAGAAAAAGAGGAAAAGAAAUGAUGAAGAUAAAAUUAUGCUUGCAUUGGAUAAAUUGUUUGAAGAAUCUGGAAAAAGAAUGCAAGCAGUGACUGAUGCCAUAGUGAAAGGUAAUGAAGAUCGAUCUGAUAUUGCUAAGGAACUUAAGAAAAUGGGACUUUCUGUUCUAGACCAAAUUGAGGCAUUGAAAAUCAUUUUGGAUAAGCCCCAAAACAUAUCUGUGUUCAUGUCCUUAGAUGAUGAAGUGAGGAAAGUGUAUGUCGAGAACUUGCUUGCGGGCACUGCUAGAGGAUCUACCUAGCUGCUGUUGCAAGAUAUGUUCUUUUUUUUGUUUGGACAACUACAACAGUUGCUGCCUUAACACAUGUUGGACAAGUUCCUUCUUUUGCUAGAUUAACAUUCAUUUUUGUAAUUGCUAGAUGAAACAUUAUUAGCAUGUGGAAUGUUAAAUCAGUGUAUCACUGUGUUGUAUUAAUAGGUGGACUUGUUGAUGUGUAAAAACUAACUACAAAGUAUGUAGAUUGUGGUUGCUCUUCUCAAUCUAUGAUUAUUUUGCUG
Molecule: messenger RNA, 2815 nt
Organism: Rosa rugosa (rugosa rose)
Lineage: Eukaryota; Viridiplantae; Streptophyta; Magnoliopsida; Rosales; Rosaceae
Exons: 4
Coding region: 1695-2558 (287 amino acids)
Source: RefSeq, a predicted model, not a curated record